Molecule: messenger RNA, 1704 nt
Organism: Rhododendron vialii
Lineage: Eukaryota; Viridiplantae; Streptophyta; Magnoliopsida; Ericales; Ericaceae
Exons: 2
Coding region: 653-1330 (225 amino acids)
Source: RefSeq, a predicted model, not a curated record
GUGUCUUGUUUUUGGUGGAAGAAAUACCACAUCUUGUGGUGUGAUAUCCCUAUUACACAAAAUACUUUCUUGUAACAAGGUCCAGGCAACACCUCAAUUGCCAAACUUAAAAUAGAGGAUCACUUAACGGUUGUUAGAAAUGAGAGGUGGAUUACAUAGACAAGACAGAACAUAUAGGUAUAUGUCUACAUUUGUCUAUAUUUAGAGAGAGAUAGAGAGAGAGUCCACAAUGGAUGGACAGGAGUGACCUCCGGAUGUUGGGCCUCUAUUACCAAUCCCUCUUAUAGCCCCUGGGAGAGGCAGCAGAGCAAACUGGUCGGGCUGGUGCCAAGACCUACGUUCCUUCAAAACAAUAAGAGGAAAAACAAACCCAUUAAUUCCCCCACAGGAACGUGUAGCAGCAUUGCAUUUUAUAUACAUUGCCUACUAUAGCACCACCCCCACCCCAAUCCCACCCACCCCUUUUCGGCUGGCCGGGGCGGUGGUGGUUCAUCCUACAUUUUCUCCCACCACCACUACCGGCAUUGCCACUAUUUGAUAUUUUAUGUAUGCAAAUACAUUCAUAAAAAAAAAAUAUUGUCAAGAGACAAGACUGUAUGUACGAUAUUAAUCGAUUCAUAAAAUUGAUAAUACGCACAGAACAUAGAAGGAGAUGGAGGAAACAAACAUGAUCGAGUCGGAGACGACUGAUAUGGUCACGACAGAACCAACAAUAAAAGCAUCGUCGGUGUCUCUGUCCUCAGAAGACGAGGAGUUGCAGAGGCUGGAGCACGCACCUCCAUUCUGGAGGCCCAACAACCACCGAAAGAGGUUGUCGAAGCAGCUAUCUAUGUGCGAGACUCCCCGUGAUAUCGCAUGGGAGAGGAGGAGACGGCAGAUCAUAAGGCAAGAGCGGAUGAAAAAGCACCACCAGGCUGAGAUGUCGAUGAUGAUUGAUUCGGGAGAUCAAGAUAUCUUAACAGACGACGACCUCAACGAGCUCAAAGGUUGCAUAGAGCUUGGGUUCGGGUUCAACGAAUUGGAUCAAGAUGGGAAGAGGCAAUUGUGCCACACAUUGCCUGCACUGGACCUUUAUUUUGCGGUGAAUCGACAGGUGAGCCCUGUCUCUACCCCGACGCCUACGAAUAGUAGCAACAGACUCUCGUUAGGAGGAGAUCAGUCCUCUUCUAGAUCUCUUGGUAGCCGUUCAUCAUCCUUUGACAGCCCUGGAAGCGACUUUGAUAAUUCUAGUUGGAAGAUAUGCAGCCCUGGCGACAAUCCUCAACAAGUGAAGACGAAGUUGAGGCAUUGGGCUCAAGCAGUUGCUUGUUCUGUGAUGCAGUCCUCUUGAAAGGUGGGAUGGAUUUUAUAGAAGAAAAAAAAAACAGAGAAAACAGACACACCACGAUGAAAAAUGGUGUGGAGUUGUUACUCCACGAGUUCGAAGAAAAGCUUCAUUAGAGGAAAAUGCUUGUACUCUGUAUCCUCUAGGUUCUUUUCGCUUUUCUAGUCUAAACAAAUUGUUUGGGCGCAGGUUUAUGUAAUAAAGUUAUGUCACCAUGUCAAACAACACAACUGCUUUAUAGGAUGUACAUUGGGCUUCUUUUCCUUUGAGAUUUGAUAUGUGGGAGUUAGGGUUGACUUGCUCAAUUGAGCAUGGAUUAUUAAUCAUAAAAAAAUACAAAUUAUUUAAUGUUCUCAAUUCCAAUGGGAUAUCAUUCAAAA